UGGUCAAGGCCCGGCAGGGCGUUGUCAUGGGCAAAAGCGGUGCUGGGUCCAGCAGCCGCUGCUUGUGAGCGUUUCCAGGUCCUAGUAACAAGUAUUACUUGCUAAGGGUAGGGUUUCCUCCUGUCGGUGUCGUGGCAGGUCACACCCGAAAGCAGGAGCUCUGUGGCCUUGUCCGUAUAUAGAAGAUCAACCAAGAACAGAAGGAAAAAAGGAAAGUGGCACUCUCCCUGAUUUAGACCUGAAGAGCAGAGACUUGGCAAGAUUAAGUGCUUCUGCUAUCGCAAAGAGCUUAUGUUAAAGCGAGUAUUAGUUGCAAACUGCAGUGUUACUUCCUCCAGGUGUCCCUAGCAGUUCUGCGUGUGUUGGGUUUUGUAGUGGUGUGUGGAAGAGAGGGAGCUAACCCAGUCAGUUUGCCUGCAUGGUACUAAAUUAAACUUUUAGUCUAUCUGCAGCUGAGGCCUUCACCUCUGGAGGCAUCCGUUGUCUGCCUGGGUGAUAUGAAGAGCUGAGAUGUCAGCUUUAAUAACUAACAUAAAGAAACAUUCGUGUAAAGGGAAGAGGAUUUCGGUGCCGUCAAGCUCAUUGUAAGAGAUAACUUGUUGCAUGCUUUUUCUGUAUGAGCUUGUUCCUUUAGCGGUAGUUACUGGCUGGAAGAACGCAUGCUUAGCUGAAAGUUUGGUAUGGUAAAUAGAAACGUGUUCAAAUAGAAUCUGCGUUCCAAUAUUUCAAAUGCUAUUGUCAUCUGCUAUCUUAGUGGUUUUUUUCUCUUUUCUCGGUAAGAGUCAUAGUCACGGUGCUACAAAGUAUGUCCCCCCUCAAGUGAGAAAAGCUCAGGAAGCACUGGAUGACAAAAAAAGAGAAGAAUUGGGAAGGCUGAAGAAAAUGGUGAAUGGUCUCAUUAAUAGGUUGAGUGAACCAAAUUUGUCCUCCAUCAGUGGACAGCUGGAAGAGCUCUAUAUGGCCAACAGUAGAAAGGACAUGAAUGAAACUCUGACAGAUAUUCUUAUGAAUGCUUGUGUUACUGCAGUUGCAAUGCCUGCAAGAUUGAUGAUGGAGCAUGUCCUUUUGGUCAGCGUUCUUCAUCAUACAGUAGGAAUUGAGGUUGGUGCUCACUUCUUGGAAGCUGUGGUGAAGAAAUUUGAUGAACUGUAUAAAAGUGAUGCUGAAGGGAAAGAAUGUGAAAAUCUAUUUGCCUUGGUUGCCCAUUUGUAUAACUUCCACGUAGUUCAUUCCCUCCUAAUCUUUGAUAUUCUGAAGAAGCUUGUUAGCACAUUCACAGAAAAGGAUAUUGAGUUGAUUUUGUUUCUUCUGAAAAGCGUGGGUUUUUCCUUAAGAAAAGAUGAUCCGUUGGCUUUGAAGGAACUGAUCAGUGAAGCGCAGAGCAAAGCAAACACAGUAGAGAAGAAACUUCAGGACCAGACUAGGGUUCGCUUUAUGCUAGAGACUAUGUUGGCCCUGAGGAAUAACGAUAUGCGUAAGAUUCCUGGUUAUGAUCCUGAACCAGUUGAAAAACUCCGCAAAUUGCAAAGAACGUUGGUUCACAACAGUGGUUCCGGAAAAGAAACUCAACUCCGUGUCUCCCUGGAAUCUCUCCUCAAUGCCGAUAAGGUCGGUCGCUGGUGGAUUGUAGGCUCGUCCUGGAGUGGAGCACCGAUGAUAGAUGGUACCAACAGCAAGACUCAGCAAAAGUUGCGUAUAGGAAAGGUAAGUUCAAAGAUAAUGGAGCUUGCCCGUAAGCAGAGAAUGAACACUGAUAUCAGAAGAGGUAUAUUUUGUGUCUUGAUGACAAGUGAAGAUUUCCUGGAUGCCUUUGAAAAGCUUCUAAAGCUUGGACUGAAAGAUCAGCAGGAGAGAGAAAUUGUUCAUGUUAUCCUUUACUGUUGCUUACAGGAGAAGACGUAUAACCCUUUCUAUGCUUUUUUGGCUAGCAAGUUUUGUGCAUAUGAAAGACGAUUCCAGAUGACAUUUCAGUUUAGUAUUUGGGACAAAAUACGAGACUUGGGAAAUCAGACAACCACCGCUAUCUCCAACUUGGUUUCACUAUUAGCUCACUUGCUAAGGACAAAAUCGUUACCACUUUCAAUUCUCAAGGUAAUUGAAUUCAGCGAGCUAGAUAAACCCAAUGUUCGUUUCUUGCGACAAGUAUUAAGCAUGCUGUUAAUCAAAACAGAUGCUGAAGAUCUUAGUGACAUUUUUGGGAGGAUAUCUGAGAACCCCAAAUUGGGAAUGCUACGGGAAGGUUUGAAGCUUUUCCUUACCCACUUCUUACUGAAAAAUGUACAAGCCCACAAAAGUGGUGAAGAAGCUAGCUUGUUAAAAGAAAGAGCUGAACUGGCAAGCAAAGCUUUGCAAGCAAAAGAAUCCAGACCGAAACUGUAAUUCUGUUUUUCCAAUAAAACAUGUAUGGGAAAAACUAGGUCUGCAUGAAGAUACGAAGCUUUACAUUAGCCUUUCAAACCCAAAUAAUUGAAAGUGAAGGGAACAGUAUUGCUGCUAAGGAUCCAGUGUUUUUUACGUAAACGGAUAAUUUGCUCUAUAUGCUGGUUACAAGUUUGAAGGUGAUACGGGGCCUUUCUGAAGAAAGGGGAAAAUGCUUUUUUGUAGUGUCCCUUUUUUAGUAUAUAUAGUUCAUGUUGGUUGCUAACACCUAGAGAAGAGGCUGAAUUUCUCUUUGAUUGAACUCCCAGUCAGCAGUAGUGUUCAGCAUUGGCUAUUCUAACCUUUCUUUUAAAAUAGUUGUUGUUUUAACGUGUAGUGGUCAGUAUUCUACAGUUUUAACCAAAGCUUUAGUAACUGAUCAUUGUACUUUGAAAAAACAGGCCACUAGGUGGCAUAACCACUGGUGAGUCAGUUUGGAAGAAAUCAACUUUUUUUUAAAAAAGUGUUGAACGUAUCAGCUAAUUCUGUGAAUUAUUUACGUGACUGUGGGUCAGGAAGAGAUCUUCAGUUGGGUUCAAAGUUAAUGUAAAAAGACCUGAGGAUCUGACUUUGCCCAAUUAUACUGGGUUUAAAGAUCACAGCGUUGCCUUUUGCUGUUUUAGCCAGCUUUUCUCAGCUUUAAAAUUGGAGUUGUCAGUCAAUGUUUGUGAUAAUCAGAUUUUACUAGACAUAAAGAAUAUCAGUAUCAAUCUCGUAAUAAGAAAAUACCUCCUCUUGCUUUCACCUUGCACUCAGAUGUUUAAAAAAAGUGCAUUUAUUUGUAUAACAAUACUGAACGGUCUGUUUUGUUGUCUUACAACUACAUAUUAAACUGCAGUUUUCUGA
This is a messenger RNA of Struthio camelus australis, 3264 nucleotides long. The record is from RefSeq and is a predicted model, not a curated record. Lineage: Eukaryota; Metazoa; Chordata; Aves; Struthioniformes; Struthionidae.